UGUUGUUUCGUCCCUUAGAUGAAUCUACUUGUUUUGUUGCGGAUUUUGGUGUGGAAUUGCGAUUUUUAAGAUCUUCUUCAUGUGAUUAUUCAUGCGAUUGGUUUUAUGCGAUGGCAUUUAGAGGUCGAGGUCGUGGAAGAGGUUUCGGUGGAAGUGACUACAAGUUUGCAAAGCAAGAGCCUUUCGUACUUUUUCCUGAUAUUGAGCUACCUGAUAGAAACAACGUUCCUGAAGAGAAGAGAUUAGCAGUACUUAAUUAUAGGUUUCGGAAUUACUUUCACAACUCACCCUACAACCUUGACGAAACAUUCUCAGAAGAAGAAACCGUGGACAUUGAGAGGUACUCUGAUAAGGUCAAGGGUAAUAGUAGAUUCGGACGGGAGUCACUUACAAAUUCUGGUUAUCUAAAACUUGAACCUGGAUAUUUUCCUCUAGAGCUUGUUCAAGGCACAAAAUGCAGGAAGAGGAAGGUGCAAUGGAAUCCAAAAAGAGACCUUCAAAAGCUGGAUUUCUUGGAGGAUCUGGAGAAGCUUCAAAAUAAUGAAGACAAAAAAGGCAAGAAAGAGAAAGAAGGUGAAGAUGACGAACAAGAAGAUGAGGAUGUAGAGGAGGAAGAGGAAGAUGAGGUCGAUAGUGAUGAUGACUAUGGAAAGGGUGAAAACUUUGAUGAUGAUGAUGAUGACUACAACGUCGCCAGUGACGGUGAUGAUGAAGCGGCCAUGUAGUAAUCGGCUCAAGCAUAUGGUGUGUUUUCUGGGUAUCAAGGAACUGCCGACUCCAUUUUUGCAUGGUCAAGAAUCUCUCCUCUUUCUCACAGCUUACUGUUAACGGAGUUUCCACCUGGAAUCACUGUAUAGGUUCAAAUUGACACUUACUAGGUUAUUAGAUUAGUUUUGAUAAAAUAAAAGUCUUAGGAAUUCAUCACACACUGAAGAUGAAUACAAUGAGCCAAUGCGGUAUAUUAGAUUAAGUUUAGAUAUCAUCUAGUAGUUUAAGAUAGUUACACUAAACCAGCGAAGCCAGUCUCGGCUUACAGCAUGUUUUUCACUUGUGGAUAUACCGUCAGGAAAGUGAAUGAGGUUUUGUUUCCUCACUCUAAAUCUCACUUGUUAUGCCAUAAACUUGCUGAAUUCUUCAUGUUAUAUUCUUUUUCAA
Molecule: messenger RNA, 1155 nt
Organism: Beta vulgaris subsp. vulgaris (sugar beet)
Lineage: Eukaryota; Viridiplantae; Streptophyta; Magnoliopsida; Caryophyllales; Amaranthaceae
Exons: 9
Coding region: 111-725 (204 amino acids)
Biological process (GO): transcription by RNA polymerase III
Cellular component (GO): RNA polymerase III complex
Source: RefSeq, a predicted model, not a curated record